This is a messenger RNA of Cinclus cinclus, 5401 nucleotides long. Its product is annotated as non-receptor tyrosine-protein kinase TYK2-like. The annotation marks the transcript as partial. Gene Ontology annotation, cellular component: cytosol; membrane. Lineage: Eukaryota; Metazoa; Chordata; Aves; Passeriformes; Cinclidae. The transcript is spliced from 21 exons. Gene Ontology annotation, molecular function: ATP binding; cytokine receptor binding; non-membrane spanning protein tyrosine kinase activity. The record is from RefSeq and is a predicted model, not a curated record. Gene Ontology annotation, biological process: cytokine-mediated signaling pathway; peptidyl-tyrosine phosphorylation; intracellular signal transduction.
UUAUUUUUAUUGAUUUUUUAUUUUUAUUUUAUUUUUAAUAAUUUUUUUUUUUUUUUAAUUUUUUUUUGGUGGGUGUGGUCGCGUUUCCGCGCUCGUCGGGAGAAAACAGGAAUUCACAGGGGGAAAAAACAGGAAUUCACAGGGAAAAACAGGAAUUCACAGGGAGAAAACAGGAAUUCACAGGGGGAAAAAACAGGAAUUCACAGGGAAAAACAGGAAUUCACAGGGAGAAAACAGGAAUUCACAGGGGAAAAAACAGGAAUUGACAGGGAAAAACAGGAAUUCACAGGGAGAAAACAGGAAUUCACAGGGGGAAAAACAGGAAUUCACAGGGAAAAACAGGAAUUCACAGGGAGAAAACAGGAAUUCACAGGGGGAAAAAACAGGAAUUCACAGGGAAAAACAGGAAUUCACAGGGGAAAAAACAGGAAUUCACAGGGAAAAACAGGAAUUCACAGGGAGAAAACAGGAAUUCACAGGGGGAAAAACAGGAAUUCACAGGGAAAAACAGGAAUUCACAGGGAGAAAACAGGAAUUCACAGGGGGAAAAACAGGAAUUCACAGGGAAAAACAGGAAUUCACAGGGAGAAAACAGGAAUUCACAGGGGGAAAAAACAGGAAUUGACAGGGGGAAAAACAGGAAUUCACAGGGAAAAACAGGAAUUCACAGGGGAAAAACAGGAAUUCACAGGGGAAAAAACAGGAAUUCACAGGGGGAAAAAACAGGAAUUGACAGGGGAAAAACAGGAAUUCACAGGGGGAAAAAACAGGAAUUCACAGGGGGAAAAAACAGGAAUUCACAAGGGAAAAACAGGAAUUGACAGGGAGAAAAACAGGAGGAGUGGGGACAGGGAGCAGGAAAGGUACCAGGUGUAUUCCCAAGGAUCCCUGAGCGCCGAGGAGAUCUGCAUGGACCUGGCCCAGAGGAUUGGAAUCACCCCCCUGUGCUGCAGCCUCUUCGCUCUGUACGAGCCCCAGAGCCGGCUCUGGCUGCCCCCAAACCACAAAUUCCACAUCGGGAAGGAGACCAACGUCAGCCUGCUCUUCAGGAUGAGGUUUUAUUUCAGGAACUGGCACGGCUUGAACCAACAGGAGCCCGCGGUUUUCCGGAAUUUUCCACGGCCCGGGGAUUAUCCCGAGGAAAAAAAUCCUGGGGAAAAAUCUCCUGGGGGAGCUGUGCUGGAUCGAGCCUCCUUCGAGUACCUGUUUGAGCAGGGCAAGUUCGAGUUCACGAGGGGCUCGGAGCUGCGGGAGCCGCGCUCGGAGCCGGAGCCUCGGAGCUGCCAGGCCGAGAGCCUGGGCAUGGCCGUGCUGCACCUGGCUCACCUGGCCCUGAGCAGGGGCGUGUCCCUGCAGCAGGCGGCCUCUGCCUGCAGGUCCCCCCUCCUCCUCCUCCUCCUCCUCCUCCUCAUUUCCCCCUUUUUUCCCACCUUUUUCCCCCUUUUUUCACUUUUUUUUUGCUUUUUUUCCGCUUUUUUUCGCCUCUUUUUCCCCCCUUUUUUUCCCUCUUUAUCCCCUGUUACCUUUCCCCUUUAUUCCCUUUUUCCCCCUUUAUUCCCUUUCCCCUUUCCCCUUUAUCCCCCUUUAUUCCCCUUUUCCCCCUUUAUCCCCCGUUUUUCCCCCUUUAUUCCCUGGGCAUGGCCCGUGCUGCACCUGGCUCACCUGGCCCUGAGCAGGGGCGUGUCCCUGCAGCAGGCGGCCUCUGCCUGCAGGUCCCUCCUCCUCCUCCUCCUCCUCCUCCUCCUCAUUUCCCCCUUUUUUCCCACCUUUUUCCCCCUUUUUUUCACUUUUUUUCCACUUUUUUCUGCUUUUUUUCACCACUUUUUUUCCCCUUUUUUCCCCUCUUUAUCCCCUGUUCCCUUUCCCCUUUAUCCCCUUUAUCCCCUGUUCCCUUUCCCCCUUUAUUCCCCUUCCCCUUUAUUCCCUUUAUUCCCUUUAUUCCCUUUUUCCCCCUUUAUUCCCUUUCCCUUUCCCCCUUUCCCCCUUUAUUCCCCUUUUCCCCCUUUAUCCCCCGUUUUUCCCUCUCCCCCUGGCCAUGGCCGUGCUGCACCUGGCUCACCUGGCCCUGAGCAGGGGCGUGUCCCUGCAGCAGGCGGCCUCUGCCUGCAGGUCCCUCCUCCUCCUCCUCCUCCUCCUCCUCCUCAUUUCCCCCUUUUUUUCCACCUUUUUCCCCCUUUUUUUCACUUUUUUUCCACUUUUUUCUGCUUUUUUUCACCACUUUUUUUCCCCUUUUUUUCCCUCUUUAUCCCCUGUUCCCUUUCCCCUUUAUCCCCUUUAUUCCCUGUCCCCUUUCCCCUUUAUUCCCUUUCCCCUUUCUCCCCCUUUCUCCCCCUUUAUCCCCUGUUCCCUUUCUCCCUUUAUUCCAUUUUCCCUUUAUUCCCUUUUUCCCCCUUUAUUCCCUGUUUCCCCCUUUUCCCCCUUUCCCCCUUUAUUCCCUUCCCCCCUUUCCCCUUUAUUCCCUUUAUCCCCUUUAUCCCCUGUUCCCUUUCCCCCCUUUAUUCCCUUUCCCCUUUAUUCCCUGUUUCCCCCUUUAUUCCCUUUCCCCUUUAUUCCAUUUUCCCUUUAUUCCCUUUUUCCCCCUUUAUUCCCUUUCCCCCUUUCCCCCUUUCCCCCUUUAUUCCCCUUUUCCCCCUUUAUCCCCCGUUUCUCCCUCUCCCCCUGGCCAUGGCCGUGCUGCACCUGGCUCACCUGGCCCUGAGCAGGGGCGUGUCCCUGCAGCAGGCGGCCUCUGCCUGCAGGUCCCCCCUCCUCCUCCUCCUCCUCCUCCUCCUCCUCAUUUCCCCCUUUUUUCCCACCUUUUUCCCCCUUUUUUCACUUUUUUUUUGCUUUUUUUUCCGCUUUUUUUCGCCUCUUUUUUCCCCCUUUUUUUCCCUCUUUAUCCCCUGUUCCCUUUCCCCCUUCAUUCCCUUUAUUCCCUUUAUCCCCUUUAUUCCCUGUUCCCUUUCCCCUGCUGUCCUGCUGCCCUCCCCUGGCAGUGCCCUGGCUCUGGUGUCCCUCCUGGAUGGAUAUUUCCGACUCACGGCCGACUCCAGCCAUUACCUGUGCCACGACGUGGCCCCUCCUCGGCUGCUGCUGAGCAUCCAGCACGGCAUCCACGGCCCCAUGCAGGAGGAGUUUGUUUUUGCCAAGCUCCGCCGGGAAGAGCCGGAGGAGGGGCUCUACAUCCUGCGCUGGAGCGUCCUGGAUUUCAACCGCAUGAUCCUCUCCGUGCUCAAGAGGAGCCACCAGCAGGCUCCCGGAACGCCGGGAUCCCUCAAGUUCCGGCAGUUCCGGAUCCAGAAGAAAGGAGAGUCCUUCGUGCUGGAGGGCUGGGAUCGAGAAUUCCCCAGCCUGGGGGAGCUCCUGGAUACACUCAAGGGAUGCACCCUGAAAUCCGGAGAGGAAAACUUCACGGUGAAGAGGUGCUGCCCUCCCAAAGCGGGAGAGAUCUCGGACCUGCUGAUCUCCAGGAAGGCCAAGGACAGCGGGAAGCAGAUCCUGAACCUCAGCCAGCUCAGCUUCCACCAGAUCCGCAAGAACGAGAUCACCCAGCGAUCCCACCUGGGCCAGGGCACCAGGACCAACAUUUACGACGGGGUCCUGCGCGUGUGCUCCGGGAAUUCCGGGAACGAGGACGAAGCCGAGUAUUUUUCCACGGAGCAGAACAACAACAGCAGCGAGCGGGAGAUUCACGUGGUGCUCAAAAUCCUGGAUCCCAGCCACAGGGACAUCGCCCUGGCAUUUUUCGAGAGUGCCAGCCUCAUGUCCCAGGUGUCCCACGUCCACCUGGCCUUCGUGCACGGCGUCUGCGUCCGCGGCUCCGAGAACAUCCUGGUGGAGGAGUUCGUGGAGCAGGGCCCGCUGGACGUGCUGCUGCGCCGGGAGCGCGGCCGCCUCUCGGUGCCCUGGAAGAUCUGCGUGGCCGAGCAGCUGGGGAGUGCCCUGAGCUACCUGGAGGACAAGAACCUGGUGCACGGGAACGUGUGCGCCAAGAACACGCUGCUGGCCAGGACGGGGCUGCGGGACGGAGCCCUGCCCUUCGUGAAGCUCAGCGACCCCGGCCUCAGCCUCACCGUGCUGUCCCGGGAAGAGCGCGUGGACAGGAUUCCCUGGAUCGCCCCGGAAUGCAUCAGGGACGUGGGGAACCUCAGCACAGCUUCGGAUAAAUGGAGUUUUGGGACAACACUGCUGGAAAUCUGCUUCGAUGCCGAUGUCCCUCUGAAGGAGCGAACCCCCUCUGAGAAGGAGCGUUUUUAUGAGAAAAAACAUCGGCUGCCGGAGCCUUCCUGCAGGGAAUUGGCUUCGUUGAUAUCACGGUGUCUUAAUUAUACCCCGGUGGAGCGGCCGUCCUUCCGUACGGUCCUGAGGGAUCUCACCCGGCUCCAGCAGCACCACCUCGUGGAUGUGACUUCGGUGAAUCCUGAAUUCCCGGUGUCGGAUCCCACCAUCUUCCAGAAACGCUACCUGAAGAAAAUCCGGGAGCUGGGGGAGGGCCACUUUGGGAAGGUGAGCCUGUGCUGCUACGACCCCACCAACGAUGGCACCGGGGAGAUGGUGGCAGUGAAAUCCCUAAAAUCUGGGAGCAGCCCUCAGCUCCUGAGCUCCUGGAAGAAAGAAAUCCAAAUUCUGAAGACCCUGUACCACGAGAACAUCGUCAAGUACAAGGGGUGCUGCAGUGAGCAGGGGGACAAGGUGGUGCAGCUGAUCAUGGAAUACGUCCCGCUCGGAAGCCUUCGGGAAUUCCUGCCCAAACAUCCCCUGAGUUUAUCUCACCUCCUGCUCUUUGCUCAGCAGAUCUGUGAGGGCAUGGCUUACCUGCAUUCCCUGCACUACAUCCACCGGGACCUGGCAGCCAGGAAUGUUCUCCUGGAAAACGAGCACCUGGUGAAAAUUGGGGAUUUUGGUUUGGCCAAGGCCGUGCCAGAGGGCCACGAAUAUUACAGGGUGAGAGAGGAUGGCGACAGCCCCGUGUUCUGGUACGCUCCGGAAUGCCUCAAGGAGUGCAAGUUUUAUUAUGCCUCAGAUGUUUGGUCUUUUGGGGUGACCCUCUACGAGCUCCUGACACGCUGUGACCCCGGGAGCAGCCCCCCAGUUAAAUUCCUGGAGAUGAUCGGGGCCACGCAGGGGCAGAUGACAGUGCUGAGGUUGAUCGAGCUGCUGGAGGGGGGAAAGAGACUCCCCGUGCCCAGGGAUUGUCCCUGUGAGAUUUACAGGCUGAUGAAGAACUGCUGGGAGGCCGAGGCCUCGUUCCGCCCGGCCUUCCCCAACCUCAUCCCCAUCCUGAAGAACUUCCAGGAGAAGUAUCGGGCUCAGGCCCCCUCUGUGUUCAACCUCUGCUGAGGGGGGAAAUCCCAUGGAGUGGGGGGGAAAAAACCCCAAAAUUCUGUGGGAGGAGGGGGAAAAAAACCCAAAAUUCCAUGGA